Eubalaena glacialis (North Atlantic right whale) is the source of this 196-nucleotide messenger RNA. RefSeq names its product small transmembrane regulator of ion transport 1 (gene STRIT1). Gene Ontology annotation, biological process: regulation of ATPase-coupled calcium transmembrane transporter activity; regulation of slow-twitch skeletal muscle fiber contraction. Bases 89 to 196 code for a protein of 35 amino acids. Lineage: Eukaryota; Metazoa; Chordata; Mammalia; Artiodactyla; Balaenidae. The transcript is spliced from 2 exons. The record is from RefSeq and is a predicted model, not a curated record.
GAUGUCUAUUUAAAGUUCAAAGAGAUGCUGGAUAACAAUAACAAAGAGGUAAGCGUGGCCCUGACCAGCCCACCCCACAACAGGAAGAAUGGCUGAAAAAGCGGUGUCUACAUUUUCACACCUUCUGGUCCCUAUUCUUCUCUUGAUUGGCUGGAUUGUGGGAUGCAUCGUAAUGGUUUAUGUUGUCUUCUCUUAG